AUGCACUCCAAGAUUGGAGAUCAUGAGAUCGAUGUUGUUGAUCUAAACAACAUUCGAGAAAAGGAGAAGGGGCUUUGCGCUGUCUCUAGUGCCUACAUGGUAGACGAACCACUCUCUGACUGCCAGUCCAGCUUGGACCGUUUUCGCGACAGCACAAAUUACCUACAGGAUAACAUCCGUCUGGUAUGUCGCGAAUUCAACACCAAUGUCAAGUGGUCCACUAACCUACUUAGAUCAAUUGGUUUCGAAAGUGAAUUCAACCAGUCUCUAGCCGACCCCUCUUUUGACGAACUCAAAGAAUUGUUUAUCUCCAACAAGGUGGAGAGUUAUCUCAAUACGCGUUUGAGACGUGCCAAGGAAAAUAAUGACAAACGUAAUGGUCUACGAACAAGAGAUCUGGACAAUCCAAUGGGAUUUGACAUUACCGUACCCUUUCUCACUCGUCUCUGGCUCUUUUUAAAGGCAAGAUGUUACUAUUCUGGCAUCGAUUUUGAAUACACGCCUCAUGUGAUUAUCGAUAAAGUAUCCAAAGUCAUCAAGCCCCAACCUGUCCAACCAAUGGCCGAGUCUCAACCAGUGGCCAAGAUCCAAGCCAUCAACUAUGAUGACCUCCUUGACGAAGAGAUAUCUGACGACCAAGACCUCUCUGACCUCUCUGAUGACGAGGACCUUUCUGACCACGCCGCCGCCAAUCGAUCUACCUCUAAUGGUCAAUCCACCUCCAACGGUCAAUCCAAGGAUGAGCAACAACUCAAAGCUGCCCAAGACCACUUGGAUUCAUUGCUCAAGCAACCGUUGGACUCGCAAGAUCCGUUGGAGAUUAAAAGAUUGCAAGAUAUUGUUACCAGACUUGAAAGAAUGUUGGAGCUUAGAGAGGAGCGUUAUUAA
Cavenderia fasciculata is the source of this 888-nucleotide messenger RNA. RefSeq lists its product as uncharacterized. The coding region runs from base 1 to 888 and encodes 295 amino acids. Lineage: Eukaryota; Evosea; Eumycetozoa; Acytosteliales; Cavenderiaceae. The transcript is spliced from 3 exons. The record is from RefSeq and is a predicted model, not a curated record.